UUUCUCUUCGCCCGACUUGCAUUUUUUUGUCCUUUAGUUUGGCAUGCAUGCAUGAGGUACCGACGGCUGCGAAGGCAUCAUCUUCCUCGAACUUCCUCACUAGAAAUUACUCACUCGAAUUUUCCACGAUUUAAUGGCAUCCGAAACUUUGCUCUAUAUAACUCUUUUCUCUCGCAAACGUGAAGGAGCGCAUUAGAGACGACGAGGAGCUUAUAUCAGCUUUGGUUAAGAUGGAGGAAGGCAUGAAUCCUCGGAGAAACAUAGUAAGUUUUGAUAAACCGAAUCCGGAGAGAGCUUCAAUGGGUGUUCUCAAGACUGUGAAACGAUGUUUCAAGAAGGUGACCGAGCCCUAUAAAUGUGGAGGAGAAGACCCGCAAGACCAGGAGAAUGGCUGUGUCCGGAACUGGAAAAAGAUUUUCCUGGUGGUUGCUGUGGUGGGUUUGGCCUUGGAUCCUCUGUUUUUCUACAUCCCCGUGUUCGAACGUGACAGAUUCUGCCUUGCUUGGGACAAUACAAUGAAGAUAAUAGCUGUCGUUUUCCGUACCUUUCUCGACGGCUUAUACAUGAAUCGCUUCUUGUUUUAUUUCCGUGGCAAACGUGUCCUUAACUGGCAUCAACACCUAUACUUGGUGAUUGACAUUCUCUCUAUUCUCCCUCUCCCUCAGGUGUUUUCUUGGUUUGACACUCCGAAUGCGAAGCUUCCAAUGACGAGGCAGAAGCUGAAAUGGGUUAUAGUAGGCCAAUACGCACCGAGGAUCAUCCGAACCUAUCCGCUUUACAGAAAAGUGACAAGAGUUUCGGGUAGAGUGACCGAGAGCAGGUGGACCGGAGCUGCUUUCAACCUGUUCCUCUACAUACUAGCGAGUCAUGUUUUUGGAGCUUUCUGGUACUCGGUCGCGAUAGAAAGGAAAGACAGGUGUUGGCGAGAUGCCUGUAAAAAGAUACAUGGAUGUGUUAUAGAGAAUCUCUACUGUGCUCAAGCUGGUGGAGACAACCGGCUUUUCUUAAACGGGUCAUGCCCAUUAAUCAACCCCGACCAAAUCUCAGACCCUGAAGUGUUCAACUUCGGGAUGUUCACUGAAGCACUUCAGUAUGGUAUUACCGAAUCAAGGGACCCUAAGAAGUUUUUCCACUGCUUCUGGUGGGGUCUCCGUAAUCUUAGUGCUCUAGGCCAAAACCUAAAUAUAGGCAGCUUUAUUGGGGACAUAUCUUUUGCUAUCAUCAUCUGUCUUUCUGGAUUAAUCUUGUUGGCUCUGCUCAUUGGCAGAAUGCAGAAGUAUUUGCAAGAGGAGAAAGAAGAGAAAGCUAGAGACAGAGAACUAUGGAUGUCUCACCGGGGCCUGCCAGGGGAGAUGAGAGAGCGUAUUAGGAGAUAUGAGCGUUACAGAUGGAGAAAAACCGGAGGAGUCGAUGAAGAAGCUCUUCUCGGUAAACUUCCAGAAGAUAUCAAACAAGACAUUAAAAGCCAUCUCUGUCUGAACUUGCUUAAGAAAGUUCCUUUGUUCAAGAUCCUAGAUGUCUGGCAACUGAAUGCGAUAUCCAUCCUAAUGAAACCAGUGUUCUACUCUCAGAACAGCUACAUUGUGCAACAAGGUGAAGCCAUCGAGAAUAUGUUGUUUAUACAGAAAGGCAACCUGAGUUCUCAUUCAUUCUGCCUCGUGGCUGGUGACUUCUGUUGUGAAGAUCUUCUUAAAUGGGCUCUAAGUCUCCCUUCCUCUCCUCAACUUCCGAUCUCGAGCAAUACCAUAUGGGCUCUAACUGAUGUCAAAGGCUUUGUCCUAUCAGCUGAUGACCUCGAAUUUGUUGCGACUCGGUAUUCUUGGUUCCAUUGCCUGCAAUUCCGGCACAUGUUCAGGUACCAUUCGGCGCAGCAACGGAGAUGGGCGGCAUGUUUCAUCCAAACAGCAUGGAGGACACAUCGCAGAAGAAAGCUUUCUGUAUGUUCAGAAGGAGGCCAAUACCAGAACAAGCUUCAAAAGUGACCCAGAAGGCACAACACUCAACCAGAUUUCAUUACAACUAGUCUCCUCCAGAGAGAGAGAAGCUUAAAUGUGUGUAAUUGAACUCAUGAUCUUAUAGCUAUACUUCCCUACAUUAUUCGUAUGUAUUCGAAAGCGAGAUU
Messenger RNA from Tarenaya hassleriana, 2122 nucleotides. Its product is annotated as probable cyclic nucleotide-gated ion channel 3. Bases 231 to 1982 code for a protein of 583 amino acids. The record is from RefSeq and is a predicted model, not a curated record. Lineage: Eukaryota; Viridiplantae; Streptophyta; Magnoliopsida; Brassicales; Cleomaceae. Gene Ontology annotation, biological process: transmembrane transport; monoatomic ion transport. The transcript has 9 exons. Gene Ontology annotation, molecular function: monoatomic ion channel activity. Gene Ontology annotation, cellular component: membrane.